AUGUCCAAGAGGAAAGCCUCAGGCUUAGGCCUCAAGGCUUCUUUACGCAACUAUAAACGACCUCGCUACUGGUUGAGACACAAAAGACAGGAGGAUGUGGUCAGAGGCAGAAGAAGCUACACUGAUUUGAAAUCUCAUCGAUCUGAGGCUGGCAAUGGGCUCAAUUUCCCAAAGAAGUUCUGGACAAAGGCUGCCGUAGAAUUGCAGAAGAUCCACCAGGUUAGCCCUGCGAAGGAGGCCAAGCACUGCGCUGGAAAAUGGGGGAGGCUGAGAACCACCUACCAAACUGUCAAAGCACUGUCAGAGCAGUCGGGCUUUCAUUGGGACGACAUUGGCGGUGCAGGUAUCACAGUGGAGAGUGAGACAGUAUGGGCUGAGUAUUUAAAGAAGAACCCUGGCGUCAAGAUUUUUUGCAACAAGGGCUGGACCCAUUUCUCAGCAAUGGACAAUCUUAUGUGUGGCCGUUUUGCCAAGGGAGCAAACAUUUUUCGCUCUGCCCCCCCUUCUGUACCUGUACCAAAUAGCCCUCCUGUGUCUAGCAUUACCCCAUCAUCAUCUAUGUUUCCUCCCCCUGUAGCUAUUACCCCACAAACGCCUAGGAGUGUUAAUACCAACAUGCAUUCCUAUGAUGCCAAUGUUAACCUCUGGCUAGGGGGUGUACCAUCUCCCAAAUCAAUGCCCGCUCCCUCAACUUUAUCAUCAACUACCUCCCGCAGGUCUUCUAGUAGCAAACAAAAGGAGCGUGAUGCAGAGUUAGAUGCCGAUGCAGAUGCAGAUGCCAUGUCGGUUGUCACUCGCAGCAAGAGCACAGAUAUAACUGUGCAUAGCCGCAGCUCUAAAACCCCUUGUGUGGCUGCCAAUGCAAUGACCGCCACUGCUCUGACAGGGUUGAAUGAUACGCUGGGUCAGAUUGUGCCCAUCAUGAAGGGAAUCACGGACACGAUCCGAAAUGAAUUUGACACCCCUUUAACAAAGCAGGGCAGUUCUUCCGCCGUCAUACCAUUAUCCGCCCUAUGCAACAGAUUUGCAUAG
Messenger RNA from Serpula lacrymans var. lacrymans S7.9, 1032 nucleotides. RefSeq lists its product as uncharacterized. The coding region runs from base 1 to 1032 and encodes 343 amino acids. The transcript is spliced from 4 exons. NCBI's taxonomy places the organism in Eukaryota, Fungi, Basidiomycota, Agaricomycetes, Boletales, Serpulaceae. The record is from RefSeq and is a predicted model, not a curated record.